ACCAUCCAGAGCGCUUCGUCACUGCUUCAUUUGUUUGGAGGAUUCAAGGCCUGUUGCGGCGAACGAUCGAAAUUGUCCGAGUGAUCCUUCACGUCCUACAAAAACGAAGCGUCACUAUCAUUGCACCUUCCCUCCUCGAAUCAGCUUCUUUCGUUCGUCUCCGAACGUGACUGGCGUGGACACUCUCAUUACGAGUUUCACACCAUUACACUUAGGCCUGUCAGCUCCGAAGAUCUUCUCGUUGAUAUCGAAACAUUCAAACUUAUCUCAAAUGGGCGGCGCCACGUGUCCGCACUUGAAGCAAUAUGCUCAUCUAAAUCCGCCUCGUCCAUCAGAAUCGGUCUAUCGUGAGGACUGUACCCGAUGCUUCGACAGUGCCGACGAUGAAGCCGGUCUUGAUGUGUGCCUGCACUGCUUCAACGGGGGUUGCGCUGGCGAACGCGUUCAUGGGCAACAGCAUGCGAAGCAAUUCGAUCACCCACUGGCCGUUCGCAUUCAGCGCUCAAGGAAACGCAAGUCACGCGACGACCAUGAGCCACCGGAGAAGAUGAAGAAGUUGGAGAUCAAGGCCGAGACCGAUGCGGAAAGAUAUGACACCAAGACAGAGCUACACUGUUUCGAGUGCGGUGUUCAUGGCCUGUCCGAUGCAGGUCAGCUGGAUCAGGUGGUCCAGGGCGUGUUGAAGGCCAACACAUUUGCGCAGCAAGAAGAAGUCAAAGCCUGGGAGCUAGAACUACAACCGUGUGAUCACACAAUAUUCAUGGAGCAAGAGCCGGCGCGAGAGAUACCCAGCGGAGCUUUGAGUCGUUGCAACGAUUGCGAGCUCAAUGAGAACUUAUGGCUAUGUCUCACGUGUGGAAACCUAGGCUGUGGGCGGCGGCAGUUCGGUGGCUCAGGUGGAAACAAUCACGGUGUCGAUCAUACGACAUCCAGCGGACAUGCGGUGGCUGUCAAGCUGGGAUCUUUGACGGCGGACGGAAAUGCCGAUAUUUACUGCUACCAAUGCGACGAGGAGCGCACUGAUCCCAAAUUGGUCGCACAUCUUGCUAAUUGGGGCAUUGAUAUCGCCAGCAGAGUGAAGACGGAGAAGAGUUUGGCGGAGCAACAACUGGAGCAGAACUUACAUUUCGACUUCGCAAUGACAGACGCUGAUGGUCGGCAACUUCGACCACUAUUCGGGCCAGGUCUGACAGGCUUGAAGAAUUUAGGCAAUAGUUGCUAUCUGGCAUCCGUACUUCAGGCCCUAUUUUCCAUGCCAGAGUUCGAGCAGAGAUAUCUUCGUCAUGAUGAACCGUCAUCGCUUCCGCAGAAGCCUGCAGAGGACCUGGAAAUACAAUUACGGAAACUUGCUGAUGGACUUCUCACUGGUCGAUACAGUAAACCAGAUACAGAUGUGAUGGCCUCAGGAGAUGUUGAUGAUAUUCCGCACCAGCGCGGCCUCGCUCCUGCAAUGCUCAAACACCUCAUUGGCCGUGGUCAUGCCGAAUUCGCUUCAAUGCGCCAACAAGACUCUUUCGAACUCUUGCUCCAUAUCCUCAAGCUCAUUUCACGGUCACAGCAAUCAUCAAGCGGAACCUAUUCGAACAUUAACGACCCUGUGGAUGCGUUUCGUUUCGUGAUGGAGCAGAAGUUGACAUGCUUGGCCUGCAAGAAGGUGAGAUACCGACAAGAUGAGAUGGAGAACCUUUCGGUCGCUGUUCCUAUUCGGAGAAAGGCUGCAGCGAAAUCUCCAGGCGGGGAUGAGAUCAUGACGACACCAUCUGCACAGGAUGCUAAAAUCGAGUCGGAGUUCGAGUCUGUCACGCUUGAGCAAUGUCUCGAUGAUUACACCGCGCCGGAACUCGUCGAGCUUACUUGUUCCUCCUGUGAGCACAAAUCGUUCUCCAAACAAUCAUUGUUCAAGUCAUUUCCUACGAUACUGGCCAUCAAUGCUCGAAGGUUUGAGAUUGUCAAUUGGGUUCCCACGAAACAGGAUGUGCCUGUCAUAGUCGGCGACAACUCUCUUGAUCUCGAUCGUUAUCGAUGCAAAGGCAAAAUCGAGGGCGAAGAAGAGCUUCCCGAUGAUGGCUCCGCCGGCGCCGAACAACAGAAUACGGCUUUCGUCCCGAAUGAGUCUGGUUUAGAAAUGUUGAUGAGCAUGGGCUUUCCGCGUGUUCGCUGCGAAAAGGCUCUCCACGCUACAGGCAACGCCGAUACCGAGAUGGCAGCCGCAUGGCUCUUCGAGCACAUGGAAGAUCCAGAUAUCGAUACGCCUCUACAGCUGUCCUCCAGUAGUGGCGGUGCUCAAUCGUCCUCUGCAGGCGGCGCUGCAGCCACCGUCGUGGAUCCAGAUAGUAUCGAAGCGCUCGGGAACAUGGGCUUCUCCGCACCCCAAGCACGUCAAGCCCUAAAGGAAACUGGCGGAGACAUGGAACGUGCGGUCGAUUGGCUUUUCAGCCAUCCUGACGCAGUGGGAGAUUUCGACGACGAUGCCAUGACUAUAUCCAACGAGACCGCCGCCGACUCAACUGUUGCUCCGACUAGUGCUGCUUCAACAAUUGGCGGCGAACCCACCGACACUGCUUCUGCGAAUUUCCAGCUCAAGAGCAUCGUUUGCCAUAAAGGCGCGAGCAUCCAUGCAGGUCACUACGUCGCAUUCGUUCGCAAGGAGAAUCUCCCAUCUCAGCCUACGCCCCAGCAGCAGUUGAAUACUUCAUCAUCGACAAUUGCAACUUCGGCGAAUGCUACUACGGCGGGGAGUGCGGGCACGGAGUGGGUUUUGUACAAUGAUGAGAAGGUGGCAUUGGGAGGCGAUGUUGAGGAGAUGAAGAAGUUUGCUUAUAUUUACUUUUUGAGGAGGGUUUGAGUAGUGCGCUUGCCAGUGGGGAUGGUGGAGUUGUGAGGAUUUGGGCAUGCUGAAGGGUUGUAUCAUCAGGAGGUUUGAGUAGAGAAGAGAAGGUCGGUUCUUUUGAUACCAGCGGAAGGCGUCGGAAGUUGGCGGCGAGUCUCGAUGUGGAUACAUUGCGUGGCCGUGGUGCAUUGAGAAAGGUGGUUGUUUCUAGUCGGGAGGUGUCACUGCGUGGGAGUUGAUACGGUGGACGUGAACAGCAUAGGUAUAUCUAUCGACUGAAGCUCGAAAAAUUGCCUUAUUGGCCUCACCUCUCAGCCUUGAAGGCAUCUUCCAAAACUCCGGCUGAACGUCGUCCUCGCUUCAAU
Molecule: messenger RNA, 3195 nt
Organism: Dissoconium aciculare CBS 342.82
Lineage: Eukaryota; Fungi; Ascomycota; Dothideomycetes; Mycosphaerellales; Dissoconiaceae
Product: ubiquitinyl hydrolase
Exons: 1
Coding region: 272-2845 (857 amino acids)
Biological process (GO): protein deubiquitination
Molecular function (GO): protein binding; cysteine-type deubiquitinase activity; zinc ion binding
Source: RefSeq, a predicted model, not a curated record